AUGUUUAGCAAAAUCGUAGCUUUUGGCGCCCUCUUGGCGGCUGCCAAUGCAGGCCUAUAUGGUCAUGGUCAUGCUGUCUCUUCUCAGAGCAUCAUCCGUCACGAUGAGGGACACGCUCCAGCACACUAUGCCGUUCCCUUAGCCCACUAUGCUGCCCCUGUAGCACACUAUGCCGCCCCCGCUACACACUAUGCUGCCCCCGUUGCCCACUAUGCUGCCCCCGUUGCCCAUUACGAUGGACAUGACGAAUAUGCUCAUCCCAAAUAUGACUACUCGUACUCCGUUGCUGACCCCCACACCGGUGACCACAAAUCCCAACACGAGAGCCGCGAUGGUGACUCCGUCCACGGAUACUACUCACUCCUGCAGCCUGAUGGUUCCGUGCGCAAGGUCGAGUACACCGCUGACGCACACAAUGGUUUCAACGCCGUCGUACACAACUCUGCACCUUCCCUGCACAUCGCUCCCGCUCCCGCCCACCAUCAUCAUUACUAGAAAACAAUCUGAAUAUAUCUAAUUAGCUUGCCUUAUUUAUAUACUUGCAUAACUAUCAGGAUGUAUGCGUGUGUGUCUAAUGAAAACUGUAAAUAAAGUGUGACUGAAU
Messenger RNA from Diatraea saccharalis (sugarcane borer), 604 nucleotides. The record is from the annotation of a GenBank genome assembly. Lineage: Eukaryota; Metazoa; Arthropoda; Insecta; Lepidoptera; Crambidae.